UUUUUUUUUUUCAGGACUUUUCAAUGAUCAAAGCUAUCUCUAUAAGUACAUGACAAAGCCUGCAUUAAAGCUUGAGUUUACCAAAAGAUUUUUGCAAGAACUUUUCAUAUAAUUAUGGGAGAAGUGAAGGUGAUUGGCAAUUCUGCAAGCUUUUUCUGCACAAUAAUUGAAUGGGCUUUGAAGCUUAAAGGUGUGGAAUAUGAGUACUUACAUGAAGAUUUGUUGAACAAGAGUCCUGUUCUCCUCAAAUACAAUCCUGUUCACAAGAAGGUCCCUGUGCUUGUUCAUAAUGGAAAACCGAUUGCAGAGUCGCUUGUCAUCCUUGAGUAUAUUGAUGAGACAUGGAAACACAAUCCUUUGCUUCCUCAAGAUCCCUAUGAUAGAGCCACAGCUCGUUUCUGGGCCAAAUUUGCCGAUGAGAAGUGUUUGAUUGGUGCAUUUGAGUCUUUUUGGAAAGGAGGAGAACAAAAGGAGAAAGCUAUAGAAUCUGCACUUGAAUCAUUUGCAUUUCUUGAGGAACAAAUAAAAGGGAAGAAAUUUUUCAGCGGAGAGCAAAUAGGCUAUUUGGAUCUUGCAAUGGGUUGGAUCCCUCAUUGGCUGAAUGUUAUGGAAGAAGUUGGCGGCAUGAAAUUGGUUGAUGCUGAGAAGUUUCCAGCACUCCAUCAAUGGACUCACAGCUUCAUUGAAAUUCCAAUAAUCAAACAAAUCCUUCCACCAAGAGAUCUGAUUGUCAACUACCUCACUGCUAGUCUCAGCUACAUGCGUUCCUUGGCAGCCAACAAGCAGUAGUAUUGGUAUUGAUUCUUUAAUUAAUCAAAUUUAGCUGCUUGUAUUAUGAAGAUUUAAGAAUAACUUGGCUUUUUCUGAGCCUUGUAGUUUUGGUGUGUAUCCUUCUGAGAUAAAACAAUUGAAUAAAAACGGAUCGGUUUUGAUAUUGAUCA
This is a messenger RNA of Hevea brasiliensis (rubber tree), 941 nucleotides long. RefSeq names its product probable glutathione S-transferase. Gene Ontology annotation, cellular component: cytoplasm. Gene Ontology annotation, biological process: glutathione metabolic process. The transcript is spliced from 2 exons. The record is from RefSeq and is a predicted model, not a curated record. Gene Ontology annotation, molecular function: glutathione transferase activity. Lineage: Eukaryota; Viridiplantae; Streptophyta; Magnoliopsida; Malpighiales; Euphorbiaceae. Bases 115 to 789 code for a protein of 224 amino acids.